UUCCUCCAACUUUUUAGGCCAUUCUCUUCUCUCCUCUCUCUCUCUCUCAAAACAAAUCUUGAAAGAGAGAAAAAGAGAGAGAAACAAAUCUUUCACUUUACACUUCUCUUCUCAACAAAUCCUCAUCCUAAACAUUUGCUCAUUCUCACGAUGAGCCAUAACCAGAACCAACCUCACCGGCCAGUCCCGGUCCAUGUCACAAACGCCGAGCCAAACCCUAACCCAAACAACCUCCCAAACUUUCUCUUAUCCGUUCGUCUCAAAUACGUAAAACUCGGUUACCAUUACCUAAUCUCCAACGCACUCUACAUCCUCCUCCUCCCUCUCCUCGCCGCAACAAUCGCUAACCUCUCUUCUUUCACCAUCAACGACCUCUCUCUCCUCUACAACACACUCCGUUUCCAUUUCCUCUCCGCCACACUAGCCACCGGACUCUUAAUCUCUCUCUCCACCGCUUACUUCACCACACGUCCUCGCCGUGUCUUCCUCCUCGACUUCUCAUGUUACAAACCAGACCCUUCACUGAUCUGCACUCGAGAAACAUUCAUGGACAGAUCUCAACGUGUAGGUAUCUUCACAGAAGACAACCUAGCUUUCCAACAAAAGAUCCUUGAAAGAUCGGGUCUAGGUCAAAAAACUUACUUCCCUGAAGCCCUUCUUCGUGUCCCUCCUAAUCCUUGUAUGGAAGAAGCGAGAAAGGAGGCAGAGACAGUUAUGUUCGGAGCUAUUGACGCGGUUCUUGAGAAGACCGGUGUUAAACCUAAAGAUAUUGGAAUCCUUGUGGUGAAUUGUAGUUUGUUUAAUCCAACGCCGUCACUUUCUGCUAUGAUUGUGAAUAAGUAUAAGCUUAGAGGAAACAUUUUGAGCUAUAAUCUUGGUGGAAUGGGAUGUAGUGCUGGACUAAUCUCCAUUGAUCUCGCUAAACAAAUGCUUCAGGUAAUAAAUUUAUUCUUUUCUUUGAUAUUUAGAUUCUGUUUUAUUAUCCGGUUUGGUUUAAUCCGGUUUGAUUUUUAGACUGUUAUGAGUCGUCGUGAUUUGUGGAAGAAUAUAAUCUAAGGACUUUUUCUUA
This is a messenger RNA of Arabidopsis lyrata subsp. lyrata, 1069 nucleotides long. RefSeq names its product 3-ketoacyl-CoA synthase 20. Gene Ontology annotation, biological process: fatty acid biosynthetic process. The transcript has a single exon. Gene Ontology annotation, molecular function: acyltransferase activity, transferring groups other than amino-acyl groups. The coding region runs from base 151 to 1014 and encodes 287 amino acids. NCBI's taxonomy places the organism in Eukaryota, Viridiplantae, Streptophyta, Magnoliopsida, Brassicales, Brassicaceae. The record is from RefSeq and is a predicted model, not a curated record. Gene Ontology annotation, cellular component: membrane.